CUAGCAUUGGCCACCAUUUGGUUAUGCUUAUUCCGGUAUUGCCAGCGAACCUCUUUCCAUGACCCCUCGUCCCUGUUUUACGACUCAGAUCGCGCAUAUACCCGAAACUACUCAGCAACUCGAGAGUUGGAAGCCGACGAAUUCCUCGAGAGAGCUUCCUGGGCACCCGCAACAGCAAAACGCCCAUGGAUAUACCAUGGAAAGAAUGACAUCGAGAAGCCAGACGGGUACAGGAUAUGCAUCGGGAUCCCUAGUGUUCGAAGAGAGAGGGAACAGUUCACUGGACGGACGAUAGCUUCCUUACUUGACACUCUAAGCCCAGAAGAGCGGAGACUGGUCGACUUGAAGAUCCUACUGGCGGACGAUGCGCCGCAGAACCACCCGGCUUGGCAGCAGCCAUGGCUCCAUAACGUCGCCGACGAAGUGCUAAUUUACGGACAAGAGUCGAGCACCAGGACCGACAAUGCUCAGUGCAUCACUUCGAUCUCACGGCGUUCAACUAUUGGCGACGAUCGAAACAAAAGAGUUCAGCUAGACUAUGCCAAUGUGAUACGCGCAUGUCGAAGCACGGAAGCCGACUACUUUGUUCUGGUCGAGGACGAUGUGAUUGCUUCGCGAGACUGGUUUCGAAGACUGCGCAAGUCACUUGAAGAAACUGAGGCUAGAAACACUGGAACGGAUUGGUUCUAUCUUCGACUGUUUUAUUCGGAAACUCUCCUAGGGUGGAACUCGGAAGAGUGGCCGGUCUACCUGCGGGACUGCAUCCUCACUUACACGGCGGUCCUCCUCGUUGUGUUAUUGGUGCGAUGCAGGUCGGCGGUAUUGAAGCCAAUGAGGUCAACAGAUCUCAUCAAGCCAAACGUCUCUCUCAUAAUCCAGACCCUAUUUUGGGUGACAGCUUACCUAGCCUUGUAUUUCAUGGCUGGUAGACUAUUGGUUGACCCAUUUGGAGCUGGCGUCCAUGAGAUGCCGCGUUAUGGCUGUUGUGCUCAAGGUCUUGCUAUGCCUCGUCGGCAUCUGGGGACAUUAGAGAAUCAACUUCGAGAGCCACCUCAUCAUCUUGCUGGUGAUUCAUUUGUGGACAUAGUGGCGGAUCAGGAAGGCCUCAAGAAAUGGGCCAUGGUUCCGAGUGUUUUGCAACAUGUGGGUGUAAGAGGUUCAUCAGAACGCGGGGGAUAUUACAAGACCACAUGGAAUUUUAGCUUCGAAAAG
This is a messenger RNA of Fusarium vanettenii 77-13-4, 1212 nucleotides long. RefSeq lists its product as uncharacterized. NCBI's taxonomy places the organism in Eukaryota, Fungi, Ascomycota, Sordariomycetes, Hypocreales, Nectriaceae. Gene Ontology annotation, molecular function: glycosyltransferase activity. Gene Ontology annotation, biological process: GPI anchor biosynthetic process. The transcript has a single exon. The annotation marks the transcript as partial. The record is from RefSeq and is a predicted model, not a curated record. Gene Ontology annotation, cellular component: Golgi membrane.